Molecule: messenger RNA, 800 nt
Organism: Sinocyclocheilus grahami
Lineage: Eukaryota; Metazoa; Chordata; Actinopteri; Cypriniformes; Cyprinidae
Product: collagen alpha-1(XXIV) chain-like
Exons: 16
Coding region: 111-800 (229 amino acids)
Biological process (GO): extracellular matrix organization
Molecular function (GO): extracellular matrix structural constituent conferring tensile strength
Source: RefSeq, a predicted model, not a curated record
GACCGGAGGGGCGGGGCCUCCUGGAAUGAAAGGGUGAACCUGGAUUGAGGGGUGAGCCGGGAGAAACUGGUUAUCAGGGUGACAAGGGAACGGCUGGUAAUCCAGGGCCGAUGGGACCACGCGGAAAACCAGGACCUCUCGGGAAACCGGGUGAACCGGGACCGCAGGGGCCUCCGGGGCCACCAGGACCUGAGGGUUUCCCAGGAGACAUUGGUACACCAGGACCCAACGGCCCCCUGGGACCAAAGGGUCUUCAAGGAGCCCAAGGCACCCAGGGACCGCCAGGGCCAAAAGGAACAGAGGGAGACGAAGGCCCCCCGGGUCCACUUGGAAAGUCUGGUCCCACUGGAGAAAUUGGUGAUCCAGGGAAUCCUGGGAAACACGGCCCCCCUGGUCCGGCGGGACUGAUUGGAAUAACCGGAGUGAUCGGACAACCUGGAGAAAAGGGCGAUCGAGGUCCUCCUGGUCCUUUGGGUCCUCCAGGAGAGAAAGGUUCAACAGGGUAUCUGGGUCUUCCAGGAGGUCCUGGGGAUUUCGGCCCACAAGGUCCACCAGGUCCACAAGGGCCGAGAGGAGCAGCAGGCCUUCCCGGGCCGAAAGGGCGAAGGGGCCCGAGGGGACCUGACGGUCCUCCAGGAGAGCUGGGCCCUGAGGGCAUAAAGGGUGAAAAGGGAUCGCCAGGGAACAAUGGACCUCCGGGAUUCAUCGGUAAAGCUGGAGCUCCAGGGAAGAGAGGAGCAGCAGGAGCGCCUAUAAACACUGCUUUAAUGCUGCAGAUGGGUGAUGAUGUGAUCCAGUGA